Messenger RNA from Lathyrus oleraceus (garden pea), 1056 nucleotides. RefSeq names its product MADS-box transcription factor 17. Gene Ontology annotation, cellular component: nucleus. NCBI's taxonomy places the organism in Eukaryota, Viridiplantae, Streptophyta, Magnoliopsida, Fabales, Fabaceae. The transcript has 8 exons. Gene Ontology annotation, molecular function: protein dimerization activity; RNA polymerase II transcription regulatory region sequence-specific DNA binding; DNA-binding transcription factor activity. The record is from RefSeq and is a predicted model, not a curated record. Gene Ontology annotation, biological process: positive regulation of transcription by RNA polymerase II. The coding region runs from base 138 to 869 and encodes 243 amino acids.
ACAUAUUUAACGACAAUUAACUCCACAUUAAAGUAGUUUUGUUUCUACAUACGAUGUUUCCCUAUCAGGAUACUUAUUAUAUAUCUGUCGUUUUCUACAGUUGAAGCGAGUGAGAGAGAGAGAAAGAGCGAUAGAGGAUGGGAAGAGGGAAGGUUGUUCUUGAGAGAAUACAGAACAAGAUCAAUCGACAAGUUACAUUCUCAAAGAGAAGAAGUGGUUUGCUCAAGAAAGCAUUCGAACUUUCUGUGCUUUGUGAUGCUGAAGUUGCUCUUAUCAUCUUCUCCAGCCUUGGCAAGCUUUUUCAAUACAGUUCCACUGACUUGAACAAAAUCAUUGAGAAGUAUCGUCAAUGUUGCUUCAACAACAUGUCUGAGAAUGGUGACUUGGAAGAACAUGAAUCACAGGGCUUAUACGAGGAGCUUUUGAUGCUAAGAGUUAAGCAUGAAUCUCUUGCCCAGACUCAAAGGAAUUUUUUGGGAGAAGAACUCAAUACACUAAGCAUAAAAGAUUUGCAGAAUAUAGAAAAACAACUGGAGAGAACGCUUGCACAAGCUCGAAAGCACCAAAUGCAGAAACUGAUGACACGAGUUGAUGAAUUAGGCCGAGAGGUUCACAAGGUGGAGGAGGUUAACAAACAGUUAGAAUCCAAGGAAAAAGGUUUAAGCACCAUUAUUUGUGAUGAUUCUACUGAUUUAACCAUCUCCAACAACAACAAUAUCGUUACCAAUUUGCAUGAUGCACAAGUCAAUGAGUUUGAAUAUUGUCAGUUUCGGCACCAACAAGCUGGUUCAAAAGGACGGGCAACAUAUACAAGGAUUGACCGAGGCCAGAGUAGUCGCAACAAGAACAAUGGAUGGAUGAAUAUUUGAACUUUCAUUUACCUAAGGCUUGAGACCCCUAAAACAUGUCUCAAAUAAUCACUAAUUUAUGAGAGCCUAUUUGGUUUAAUUUAUAAUAGGAACUUUCUCUUUCUUCUUUUCAGCAUGACAGUGUGGCUUCAAAUGCAUUAUGUAUAUGUAGCUAGACAGGUAAUCGAAUGUAAUAAUUGGUUGUACA